AUGUACUCCCUCUGGUCACUUCUGUUACUCAGUUACACAGUGCCGUUCACUUGGGGCUGGGGAGACCUCGGUCAUCGAACGGUAGCAUAUUUGGCAGAGAAGUAUCUAACUGAGGAGGGUACUCAGCUAGUGAAAGACCUUAUUCACCCGGAUGGGGAUUUUGAUAUCUCAGAUGCGGCAGUGUGGCCCGAUCACCAGAAAUGGAAAUUUCCAUUUACUAGACCAUGGCAUUAUAUAGAUGCCCAGGAUCAACCGUCUGAUUCGUGUCGUGUUUCCUAUGAAACAGAUUGCACGAAGGACGGAUGUGUUAUAUCUGCUAUUGAAAAUAUGACACACCGAGUUCAAAACCCCACUCUGGAGAAGACGCAGCAAGGUGACGCGUUGAAGUUCUUAAUACAUUUCAUUGGUGAUCUACACCAACCACUGCAUGUUGAGGAUAAGUGUCGAGGAGGCAACGAUAUUCACGUUUGCUUUGACAAACGCUGCGACAAGACGAACCUUCACAGUGUGUGGGACACGGAUAUCCCCCAUAAAGUGAACGGACUUAAGCACAGCCAUAAGCACAACGACGAAAAAGAGCCUGCUGUGAAGUGGGCCGAAAAAUUGUUCCAGUCUCAGGGACUGAGGCCCCUUCAUGCAGAAUGCUCUGACAUAAACAGGCCAUUAAAAUGCUCUAUGAUAUGGGCAAGUGAGACAAACAGACUGAAUUGUGAUUUUGUUUUCAAAAAUGGCGUUGAAUGGCUUACGAGUCACGAUCUGGGUGGACAGUAUUACCACGACGCUACUCCUAUUGUGGAAGCACAAAUUCUCAAAGCAGGGAUUCGCUUGGCCGUGUGGUUGAAUGCUCUGGCAGUUGACAGAGCUUCAGAAGAAGGGGAGAAAUGUAAUUAUCGAUAUGGAAAG
Messenger RNA from Penicillium subrubescens, 903 nucleotides. RefSeq names its product S1/P1 nuclease. The transcript is spliced from 3 exons. Gene Ontology annotation, molecular function: endonuclease activity; nucleic acid binding. NCBI's taxonomy places the organism in Eukaryota, Fungi, Ascomycota, Eurotiomycetes, Eurotiales, Aspergillaceae. The record is from RefSeq and is a predicted model, not a curated record. The annotation marks the transcript as partial. Gene Ontology annotation, biological process: DNA catabolic process.